GCUCAGAUGAGUUGAAUGUUAGCACCAAUCUUCCACAAAACUGUCAGCCUCUCUUCAUGCUGCAGCUCAUUUGGCAAAAUAUGGUGUUGCUCUGAACUCUCUGACUAUGGUUACAUUUCAGCCUGGGCAGCGUGCAUGAAUGAAGGGGCCAGCUCUGGAGGAGAGAAACAGGAACUGAUAUUCAAGAGAGCGAUCUUGCAGGACCAGAACAAGCCAGAAAAUAUGAUCCAAAAGCAGCAAGUGAUCCGGCUCACUUAUCUGAUCACAGCCAUGGACCUAACCUGCUUGUUCAUGCAGAUUGGGAUCAUUCCAUACUUGGCGAAGAGCCUUGGAUUGGAUUCAGUUGGAUUUGGCUACCUCCAGACAACCUUUGGCGUUCUGCAACUUCUGGGAGGUCCUAUUUUUGGAAGGUUUGCUGACCAGUAUGGCACCCGAGCUGCAUUAACUCUUUCGUAUCUCUCUGGAUCUGCCUUCUUUCUGCUACUGUCCAUCUCCACCAGCGUCCCACUUCUCUUCCUGUCCAGAAUUCCAUCCGUGUUCAUGCAUGGGCUACCAGGUGCUCAGAUGGUCAUUACAGAUCUGACUACUCAUGCUGAGCGUGCAGAUGCAUUAGGGAAGCUUGGACUUUGCUUUGGAAUAGGAGUAAUCAUUGGAUCAUCUCUGGGUGGGACACUCAGCACAAAAUUUGGCAUGUACUUUCCGUCGUAUCUUGCGGUAGUGGCAAGUCUCAUAAGUGCAGUGAUAGUAAUGACCUGUAUCCCUGCUCACACCAAACCAAAGUUGAAGGAACAAGCUACGCAGCAGCGCACAUCGCAGUCCAGCAGUGUGUUUAGUCUCAAGGAAAUCCUACGCCUGCUGAAGCUUCCGGGAGUAAAGGAAGUGUUCUUAAUCAAGGUCCUUUCCGGACUCCCUACAGGUUUGUUCCUGAUUAUGUUUUCCAUCAUCUCUAUGAAUUUCUUUGGGCUGGAGGCAGCACAGACUGGAUAUCUGAUGUCAUAUUUUGGUGUCCUUCAAAUGGUUGUCCAGGGUCUGGUAAUUGGAAGACUAACGAGUCGCUUUACAGAGAGGAACCUGAUCAUGUUGAGUGUUUUACUCUUCAGUGGAGUGGGCCUUGCUAUGGCGCUGAUGACCAACGUGUUCCAUUAUUGUGUCAUUGCUCUCCCCAUGGUAUUGGCACUCUGCACGAUGGGCAUCAUUACAGACAGCAUUCUCACCAAGUCCGUCCCUCCUUCUGACACUGGUGCCAUGCUUGGGAUAUGUGCAUCUGUUCCUCCCCUGACACGGACAGUGGGCCCAACACUAGGUGGAAUUUUGUACAAGAUGUUUGGAGUCUCAGCCUUUGGUUAUUUGCAACUGGCUGUCAAUAUAGCUCUGUUUUUGUAUAUUUUUAAGAAUAAAGUACCCCAGAAAGAGGAGAGAGUUCAGUAAUCCAGGCUACAUGUAAGUCUACUUUAUCUACAAAAACUAAAAUGUGCAAUGUUUAUAUAUCAGGACUUUUGCCUCCAUUCACCCAGAUUGAAAAUAAAAGCAGCCUUAAACCAGCA
Molecule: messenger RNA, 1544 nt
Organism: Chelonia mydas (Green sea turtle)
Lineage: Eukaryota; Metazoa; Chordata; Testudines; Cheloniidae
Gene: SLC67A1
Product: solute carrier family 22 member 18
Exons: 12
Coding region: 16-1428 (470 amino acids)
Biological process (GO): transmembrane transport
Molecular function (GO): transmembrane transporter activity
Source: RefSeq, a predicted model, not a curated record